AUGCCUCGCAGCCCUCAUCCUCUUGCUCUCUUUUCCCUCGUGCCUGCAAACGAUAGGGCCGCAGCAGUUCUACUCCAACCCGAAAAUUCCCGUCUUGUCUCACGUUUUGUGGACAGCAACCUCCAUGUCGAGGGGUAUGGACUCGACAUUGGCUUAUUCAUCGGCUCAAAGUCACGCUACACGUUGGCCACCAUCGGACGCUGCGGCGAUAUCAUCGUCGAAGGGGCGGGUAUCUCGCGUAUACAGUGCUCUUUCGAGAUCCACGAGAACAAUCAGAGGGAGAUCAUGCUCCAAGAUCGCUCAACCAAUAAAUCGACUCAGUUUUUCGGGGAGACAGCGAGGCCAUUCGAGUCAGGGCGUACCCAUCGCCGUGUUGUCCUGGAUGAACAAGUCAAUCUAGAAUUCGGGUUUGGCGGAGCGGCGUGCGAUUUGUACCGAUUUCGAAUCGCUUGGCAUGAUCGUGGUAAACUCAUGGCCAACUUGAAUAUCGAUUAUCGGGAAGACAAACCGCGUCUGACUCGCACUGUCGUAGAUGAGCCGCCGACUAUUGCACCAUCUAGGCGUAUUACCCGGAUCCAUACUCCUGGCGACCUAGAAAGGAUCAGGUACUCAAGACGAGAGGUCCUUGGAAGCGGAGCGUUUGGGGAGGUUUGGAAGGUCGCCAAUAUCGAUUCUGGAGAGUAUCUGGCGGUCAAGCGUGUGAAGCGCCCAGCCCUCCUGUCCGAUGAUUUUGUUCGAUUGAAACGGGAAGUCGAGACGUUAUCCCGCAUUUCUCAUAGGCACAUCGUAGAAUACAGAACAGCCCAAUGGGAAGACCAGCACCUUGAAAUAUUCAUGGAAAUCAAGGCUGGGAACGUCGAAGACCUGGUCCGGGGUGGCGUCUUUAUAACAGAACCAGCUUCAGCCAGCCUGCUUUUUCAUCAUUUGCUUCAAGCGCUUGACUACCUCGCGAGCCUAGAGAUCAUUCACCGAGACGUUAAACCCGAGAAUAUUCUAUAUACGCCUCUGCCAGAUGGGAGCCGUCUAUACCAACUUGCAGACUUUGGCCUUGCGAACAUAGUUGCUGACGCCCAAACGUUCGCUGGAUCAGGAAUCUACAUGGCUCCUGAGCUGGACAAUGGCCCGCAAUGGCCCCAGACGCCGAAGAUGGAUGUCUGGUCCCUCUUUGUCACUCUCACGUACGCGAUGAAUGUAGGCGGCUUUCGAGAGAAACCGUUGCACACAACUGCCCUUAGAAUCAAGGCUGUCCAGGAGGCGGCCAACGAGGUAAUAUUUCAACCUCUUCGAGACAUGGCAAUCGAGGAUCCUAGCCAGCGAGCGACAGCAGGGGAUAUGUUGGAUAAGCUCUUCGCCGGAGUGGGCCGCACCACUUCUCGCAAUCGGAUUCACGACGCUGCUGCAGUCUGUUCCCCAGGGCCGUCGCCCGUUCAGCAGGAGACAAAAUGGGUCAAUAGAGUAGUAGAGCAGAGGCCGCCAAAAGAGGGUGCCGUGGCGAGGGCGAAGCGUCGGAGACCGGUUCAUCCUGUACCCGGCCCUACAACACGUGCAGUCCAGAGACGCGUGAGACAAGACGAGCCUCGAUUGCCAGGCUCAUUCCCGGCCGCGUAA
Messenger RNA from Metarhizium acridum CQMa 102, 1608 nucleotides. NCBI's taxonomy places the organism in Eukaryota, Fungi, Ascomycota, Sordariomycetes, Hypocreales, Clavicipitaceae. The record is from RefSeq and is a predicted model, not a curated record.